Bombus pascuorum is the source of this 814-nucleotide messenger RNA. RefSeq lists its product as uncharacterized. The record is from RefSeq and is a predicted model, not a curated record. Bases 151 to 531 code for a protein of 126 amino acids. The transcript is spliced from 3 exons. NCBI's taxonomy places the organism in Eukaryota, Metazoa, Arthropoda, Insecta, Hymenoptera, Apidae.
CGGCACUGCAAUACGUUAAAUACAACAUCGUACAAUCAUCGAAUAGUUUCAGUUUGAACUGGCAACGUUUGCAAGCUCGUUCAUUCAUCGAUUUUGGUGACUUUGGUUUUUGUAUACGUAAUUCCAGUUUCCUUCGCUCAAUCUCCUGCCAUGCUGUCGUUGUAUAGAGCAAUUAUAAUAUUACUUGUAGUUGUCACGGUGUACACUUAUGCACGUCCAGAAAAUCAACCGUCUUGUAGUUGCGAUCAUUGCGAUAACGAAGUAAAAACUGAUGUAAAGGAGGAAAAUGAAAAUGUAUUAUCGACGACGAAAUUGUUAUAUAAAGAAGACAGCGAUGGCGAUGGCAAUCGUACUAUUUGCGCUCGAAGUCGCGAUUUCAAUGACCGUACCUUCCCAAGCGUUUGUCAUAUGUUAUGUUACAAUCGAUGUCUCGUACUGCGACUUUCUACUGUCACAGUAAGUGACACGAAGAAAUAUGUCGUGCUUGCAUAUAGAAACAAUUACUACAAACUACGGGACGGUGAAUGCUGAAGGGUUCCAUGGAACUACGCUGUGACGUCAUGACGUUAAUUGGCAGUACCACGAGGUUAGUAAAUUCUUCGCAGUUUAGUAAGCGUCGAUAUGUAAACAAUUUUGUACUUGAAAUUACCAUAUGUAUACUUUAUACAAAAAAUAAUAGAUAUAUUUGAAUGUGAAUACUAAAUAAAUUAAAAGUAAAACGACGAAACAUGUAUUGCCUAUGUUACGAACGAUUACCGGGAAUGUAAUAUUGUAACUCGAAUAGCAAUAUUCUUUGAUUAUUGUACAAUAAGUA